Messenger RNA from Procambarus clarkii (red swamp crayfish), 1872 nucleotides. NCBI's taxonomy places the organism in Eukaryota, Metazoa, Arthropoda, Malacostraca, Decapoda, Cambaridae. The record is from RefSeq and is a predicted model, not a curated record.
AUGGCUAGUUGGGGUUGGACAGCCUUGGUGGUUCUGGUGGCAUGUCAUGGCGCGACUCUUGGCGUUAGGGUGGACGAGGAGCUGAAGCUUCCUCACUUAGAGCACAGGGCUCUCCUCGACCAGGACGGCGCCUACGUAAUGCUGUGGACGCCCAGAGAGAAGGAUGUCGUAUUUGAAGUUCAGGUGGCGACGCGUGGCUACGUUGGCCUGGGGUUCUCCCCCAGCGGAGGCAUGCGGGGAGCAGACAUCAUCUUGGGCUGGAUCUGCGACAAAGGCCAUGUCUUUCUUUACGAUCUUCAUGGAGAAGGUAAUUGGCAUCCUGUCCUAGACGACUCACAGGACCUGAAGGUGCUUGGAGGAUACCAGAACGACACCCACACCGUCCUGAGGUUCUCCAGGCCCUGGAACACCUGUGACGACCUGCACGACUUCCAUAUCACUAGUGACACGACUCGAGUUAUCUGGGCAUACGGGCGCGAGGACCCACCUGACAUAGGGAGAGUGGCGAUGCAUGGCCACAGAGGGACCAAGAGCUUGUACCUGCAGGAGCCAAGGUUCUUGCUCCCAGACUUCGGCGACGAUGUCUCCGUCUGGAAUUUACACGCAAUUAAUGUGAGUCUACCAGACGACUCGGACUCACUGUACUGGUGCAAGCUCUUCAGAGUUCCUCCUUUGCGGCGCAAGACUCACGUUAUUGGGUACGAGCCAGUGAUUGAAGCCAGGAACCUAGAACACGUCCACCACAUCCUUAUCUACGAGUGCCACCUGGAGGAUGCCUCCAGGCAUUACGAGAAGUGGCUGCGGGUGAAGGGGUCUCAGUGCUACACCCCCAAUAUGCCCCUCUCCUGGCUUCACUGUACUGUACCAGUUGUAGCCUGGGCUGUUGGAUCUGAGGGAGAGAUGUGGCCUGAUCACGUGGGCUACUCACUUGGAAAGGAGCAUGGCGGAACGGAUUAUUUUAUGAUGGAGAUCCAUUACGACAACCCCAAACUUAAGAAAGGAGUAGUGGACGGGUCUGGCAUUCGACUCUACCACACGGAGAAGCUGCGUCAGUACGACUCCGGGGUCAUCACGUUGGGUCAUACCGUCUUUCCCACCCACAUCAUUCCUCCAGGACAACACUGGAAAACAAUUGGUCACUGCUUCAGCGAAUGCACCAGAGAGAGAGUGCCUGAAGGAGGGUUGAAGGUGUUCCAGGGGAUGCUGCACGCUCAUCUCCUGGGUAGAGACAUCACCCUCAGACACAUCCGCAACGGACGGGAACUGCCAGUCACUCUUAAGGAUAAGUUUUACGACUUCAACUAUCAGCAGAGCAGAGUACUCAAGGACGAAAUGACGAUCCUCAAGGGAGACUCCUUUAUCGUAGAAUGUGGCUACGACUCUACCAAGACAACUGUUCCAACCUUUGGCGGGUUGAACACGCGGGAGGAGAUGUGCCUGGUGUUUCUCUUCUACUAUCCCAAGGCCGCUCUUGACAAAUGCAAGUCAUCGCCCGAGCCUGUAAAUCUCCUGAGGACUCUCGGCGUUAAUGAAAUCUUUGAAAACAGAAAAAUUAAUGUUGACGAGGAGAAAGAGAGAAAAGAUGCUGUGAAGAUGGUUGAAGGCCUCACCUCCCUGCAUGGCCCAUUAAAGAUGUUCCACCUGUACCGAGCCAUCAUAGCCAAAGAACCUACCGCGGUUCGCAACAUCUCCCUGUAUGACAUCCUUCAUAGCAACGCCACCUGGCAGAAUGAGACACUCCUGAAGUCACUUCAGCAGCAGGUGAUAUAUGGACCACACGAAAUGAGCUGCCACUCGAUUCCUCAUAGUGAAAAAUAUGUAAGUUACAUGUUGAAACAGAAUAAUAAUGCUCGACUGGAUGAUGUACUUUGA